CGGGCCUGGCGCGGGGUUCCGGGCCGGCCGUGGGGUUCCGGGUCGGCCGGGAGCGGGGCCGCUGCUGCCGGGGCCGGGAGCGACUCCGAGACGCCGCCGCCAUGAACCGCUUCUUCGGCAAGGCGAAGCCGAAGGAGCCCCCGCCCAGCCUCACCGACUGCAUCGGGAAGGUGGAUAGCAGAGCUGAGUCAAUUGACAAGAAAAUUGCUAGGCUUGAUGCAGAACUAGUGAAGUAUAAGGAUCAAAUGAAGAAAAUGAGAGAGGGACCUGCAAAGAAUACAGUAAAGCAGAAAGCAUUAAGAGUGUUAAAGCAGAAGCGAAUGUAUGAACAACAGAGGGAUAAUCUGUCGCAGCAGUCUUUUAAUAUGGAACAAGCUAAUUACACUAUUCAGGCACUGAAGGAUACAAAGACAACGGUGGAUGCAAUGAAACUAGGGGUGAAAGAAAUGAAGAAAGCUUACAAGCAAGUCAAGAUUGAUCAAAUUGAGGACAUACAAGAUCAAUUGGAAGAUAUGAUGGAAGAAGCCAAUGAAGUCCAGGAGGCGCUGAGUCGUAGCUAUGGAACACCAGACAUUGAUGAAGAUGAUUUGGAAGCAGAACUGGAUGCGUUAGGUGAUGAGCUUUUAGCUGAUGAAGACAAUUCCUACUUAGAUGAAGCCGCAUCCGCUCCAGCAAUCCCAGAGGUCACUCCUACAGACACAAAAAACAAAGAUGGUGUAUUGGUGGAUGAAUUUGGGUUGCCAAAGAUCCCUGCAACAUAAAUGUUUCAAAAGCACAAUGCGUACAAUGGAACUAUACUUUUCAAAUUGUAUUAAGAAUCUUUUUUAUUUUAAAAUUCUGGAGAACUUGUCUUUCCAGUGUAACCUUAAUAUCACUACAUCCUAGAAUGCAAUAUGAGUGGCUGGUGGUGUUCUUUCUUUGGAGAAAGUUGUUUUACUACUGAUUUCUGUUAAUGGAAAAUUCAUCCCAGGUCCUUCAGUGGAAGCAGUCAGUCUGAUAGGUUUUGAUUUCUGUGUCUUAUGGACAAAGUAAUAUGUAAUACUAGUGGUGGUUGUCAAUAGCUGAGGUUUAUUUUGACUUUGUAUUAUGUUUCUCUUUCUUGAAACUAAGACUAUACGUUGCUGCUUACUCUCUGUAAAAUAGGUCCCUUAUUACUACGCCUGUUUGAUAAAAGAAAUGAAAGCAAUUUUUAAACUACUGCAGUCCUGAGACUUUUAUGCGGUUGUACUUGUAACCUUCUUGAAAACUGCUCGGGUUAUCUUUAACUUUAUGUAUUCCAUGGAGCCAUAAAAUCACGUAGAUUAGCAGA
Messenger RNA from Lonchura striata (white-rumped munia), 1309 nucleotides. RefSeq names its product charged multivesicular body protein 5 (gene CHMP5). Gene Ontology annotation, biological process: vesicle budding from membrane; late endosome to vacuole transport via multivesicular body sorting pathway. The record is from RefSeq and is a predicted model, not a curated record. Gene Ontology annotation, cellular component: multivesicular body. NCBI's taxonomy places the organism in Eukaryota, Metazoa, Chordata, Aves, Passeriformes, Estrildidae.